This is a messenger RNA of Amoebophrya sp. A25, 628 nucleotides long. NCBI's taxonomy places the organism in Eukaryota, Dinophyceae, Syndiniales, Amoebophryaceae. The record is from the annotation of a GenBank genome assembly.
CUAUGAAGAUGCUCAGAUAUUUGGAUGAGGAUGCCAGCACUUCGAGCAGCGCCACGCCUACUCGAGGUAAUGCUACCAGCUGACAGAUCGCAAGAACAGGCGUCCAUCCUCAUCAUGUGGGCGCGGGUUCUAGUGGGACGGCGUCACUUUUGUUGUAGUACUGUUGUAGUACUGUUGUAGUACUGUUGUAGUAUUGUCGUAGUACUGUUGUAGUACUGUUGUAGUACUGUUGUAGUACUGUUGUAGUACUGUUGUAGAACUGUUGUAGAACUGUUGUAGUACUGUUGUAGAACUCUUGUAGAACUGUUGUAGCACUGUUGUAGCACUGUUGUGGCACUGUUGUAGCACUGUUGUAGCACUGUUGUAGCACUGUUGUGGCACUGUUGUAGCACUGUUGUAGCACUGUUGUAGCGCUAUUACAUCGCCGCUGCGUCACUAUUUAGAUCACCCGACACACUGAUGACCGACUAAUUGGCCCCAGCAGCACACUGCUGAUAAACUAACUCACAUGCACCGACACACUGGCAACAGAUACGAGCUGGGUACUGAUGCAGACUUGCAAGAACAAUCCUGAGGAUGAACAUAGAAGAAGCGCCGGAGAUUGAUGGCGCUCGCGUGUCUGCUGUUG